CCUGAGACUGAGACCGUGAACCACCGAGCCACAUGCACACAUAGCACAGACUGCGCGUCCUGCACCUGCAACUGCAAACACGUACAACGUACGUGUGCGCGCACUCCUCCAUUAUACCAAGUGAAGAAGAGAUGGUCUGCGGCGUUUACCACGGCAGCGCUCGCGCCGUCCUCCUGGCCGUCGCCGUCGCGCUCGUCGUCGGCGUCGGCGGCGGCGCGGCCCAGCAGCAGCAGCUGAGCGAGAAGUUCUACGAGGGCUCAUGCCCGCAGGUGCACAGGGUGGUGCGGCGGGUGCUGAAGGCGGCGCACCGUGCCGACGCGCGCAUCUACGCCAGCCUCACCCGCCUCCACUUCCACGACUGCUUCGUGCAGGGCUGCGACGGCUCCAUCCUGCUGGACAACAGCUCCAGCGUCGUGUCGGAGAAGUAUGCGAGGCCCAACAACAACUCGGCGCGCGGGUUCGAGGUGGUGGACGAUGUCAAGGCGGCUCUCGAGAAGGCCUGCCCCGGCGUCGUCUCCUGCGCCGACAUCCUCGCCAUCGCCGCCAAGGUCUCCGUCGAGCUGUCCGGAGGCCCACGGUGGCGCGUCCCGCUCGGCCGGCGCGACGGCACCACGGCCAACAUCACCGGGGCCAACAGCCUCCUCCCGAGCCCCCGCAACAACCUCACCAUCCUCCAGCGCAAGUUCGCCGCCGUCGGCCUCGACGACACCGACCUCGUCGCCCUCUCAGGUAAACGACAACCCACACCUCAUCAUCGUCUGCAAGCUCUUGAUCAUGCCGUGAUUCUGACGCUCGUUGCUUCGUGGAUCGCAGGCGCGCACACGUUCGGGCGCGCGCAGUGCCAGUUCGUGACGGACCGGCUCUACAACUUCAGCAAGACGGGCAAGCCGGACCCGACGCUGGACGGAGGCUACCGGGCGCUGCUGGCGGCGAGCUGCCCGCGGCGGGGCGGGAACAAGACGGCGCUCAACGACCUCGACCCGGCCACGCCCGACGCCUUCGACAAGAGCUACUUCGCGAACCUCGAGGCCAACCGCGGGUUCCUCCGCUCCGACCAGGAGCUCUUCUCGGCGCCCGGCGCGCCCACGGCGGCCAUCGUCGACCGCUUCGCCAGCAGCGAGAAGGCCUUCUUCAGGAGCUUCGCUGCGUCCAUGAUCAAGAUGGGGAACGUCAAGGUGCUGACGGGCGGCCAGGGGGAGGUUCGGAAGAACUGCAGGAUGAUCAACGGAAGCUAAAAAACGGGGAGGCAUGAUCAGAUUGUAAAUGUGAUCACGCAUUUUUUUUUUAAUUAUUCCAUCUAGGGAUGCGCUCAACCUUGUACGUUCUUUAAACACUUUAUUUAAUUUACAUGAAUCUGUUCGUGAUUUAUGCA
Lolium perenne is the source of this 1372-nucleotide messenger RNA. RefSeq names its product peroxidase A2. NCBI's taxonomy places the organism in Eukaryota, Viridiplantae, Streptophyta, Magnoliopsida, Poales, Poaceae. The record is from RefSeq and is a predicted model, not a curated record. Gene Ontology annotation, molecular function: peroxidase activity; heme binding. Gene Ontology annotation, biological process: hydrogen peroxide catabolic process; response to oxidative stress.